AUGUCUUUCACACUAGAAAGAUGUGAAGAUAACAACAUGAUCUUCACCAUGGAUUCUCAAAAAACAGUACCUGCUCCCUUCUUAACAAAAACAUACCAACUUGUUGAUGAUCCUCUCACUGACCACAUUGUCUCUUGGAGUGAAGAUGAAUCUACAUUUGUUGUUUGGAGACCUCCAGAGUUUGCUAGAGAUCUUCUUCCCAACUUUUUCAAACACAACAACUUCUCAAGCUUUGUUAGGCAACUAAAUACCUAUGGUUUCAAGAAAGUGGUUGCUGAUAGAUGGGAGUUUGCAAACGAAUACUUCAAAAAAGGAGAAAAACAUCUAUUAUGCGAAAUCCACAGAAGAAAAACAUCUCAAAACUAUCAACAACAAUACUACGAACAAUCACCACAGAUUCUCCAACAAGACGAAACCAUCUGUUGGAUUGACAACACUCAAUUACCACAACAAUCUCCUAAACCAAACACUGAUAUCUUAAUAGCACUCUCCGAGGACAAUCAAAGACUAAGAAGAAAGAAUCUAAUGCUAUUAUCAGAACUCACUCACAUGAAGAAUCUCUACAAUGAUAUCAUAUAUUUCAUUCAAAACCAUGUGACUCCUGCAUCAUCCUUUGAACAAAGAACCAAUAAUAAUGCUGCUAUUUUGAAGCUUGUUGAGUUGGAUUCAUCGGUAUCUCAGUUACCAAAUGAGAGUGAUGUUGUUAAGGAUUGUAAUGGUUCUUACGUGAAGCUCUUUGGUGUUCCUCUUUGUGGAAAAAAGAGAUUGCAUCCAUGA
Vicia faba (fava bean) is the source of this 777-nucleotide messenger RNA. Lineage: Eukaryota; Viridiplantae; Streptophyta; Magnoliopsida; Fabales; Fabaceae. The record is from the annotation of a GenBank genome assembly.